Molecule: messenger RNA, 4258 nt
Organism: Bombyx mori (domestic silkworm)
Lineage: Eukaryota; Metazoa; Arthropoda; Insecta; Lepidoptera; Bombycidae
Product: monocarboxylate transporter 14
Exons: 5
Coding region: 930-2834 (634 amino acids)
Biological process (GO): transmembrane transport
Cellular component (GO): membrane
Molecular function (GO): monocarboxylic acid transmembrane transporter activity
Source: RefSeq, a predicted model, not a curated record
AGGUGGCUAAUAUAACCAAUAACCAAUAAAUUUACCGGUAAAAAAAAUUAACACUUCUAUUCGAUAAAUAAAAUUACCCAAAACGGUUAAAAAUACCGUUUACCAAACACACUGCGUGUAGUGGCAUAGGCAAUUAUUGGAAAUUAUAUUUAUGCAAGUUUCAACUUUAUUUCAACACGUAAGAUUCAUUUUCGCCUUGCAGAUGUCUUCAACUUAUCAUGUAAAAAAUAUUGAAUUUUAUGAUUUCAUUGUAUGCUCUAUACCCCUCAAAAUAAAGCACAAUAUUUAAGUUGGUGUAUUUUACAGUUAAUGAUAAUUUUUUUCGUUAAAAAAUUGAAAUGAAACGAUAUUUUUACCGAACGCGAAGAUGACGUGAUUGGUUGAUUUUUUAAACGUAAUAUUUUGUUUGGUACUUGACAUUUUGGUGGCUCAGUGCAUCUUUUCUAUUAUUUUGGUAAAGUUGUGUUUUUGUAUUUUAAGAGAUUUGUACUUUGUGUUUGUGUGUUUUGACUUUGUUUUUGUGUGUUUGAGACUUUGCUUACUUUGUUGUUGUGGAUUUUUAAAUUGUAUAUCUAAUUUAAAAUGCCGAAACGCAAUGCAGAAAUAUGGGAUCAUUUCGAAAAGUGCUAGUACCAUUCAAGUUUAACAUUAGCAAAAUUAAUUUUUCAACGAAAAGAUUUACCGGUAUUUUCAACCAAUAAAAAUAUCGGUAAUUUUUUUUAUCAAUUACCAGUUAACAGAUAAAUAAAUUCAACCGUUAACGCCAUCUCUAGUCCAGUCAGUUUACGCACGGAUAACGAGCGCGCUAGUCGUUCAAAUGAGACGAAUUUAAAUAAAAAGCAUAGUGUACGAUUCAGUGAUGCGGAACGUGCUUUGUGAAAUAAAUUUGGAGGUCUUAAGACGAGGUUGAAGAUUUUAUAACAAAGAAAAUGAUUGCCAAAGAAACUAGUGAUCACGAAAACUCUUCUAAAUCCAAUUUACAGAACGGUAAUGAAAUUAAUGCAGAUGGAGAUUCAACGCAUAUAGAUCACGAUGAACAUAAAGAUGAAAAAAAAGUUGACACGUCCCAUUACACAAAGAAAGAACCAAUAGAAUCGCCAGUCGAAAGAGUAAAGUUCGUGGGCAUUGAUGAUGAUGAUGACGACGAAGACAGUUUUUAUUCCGAGGAGUCAUUCCAGAAAAAACUGCCUCCUAUACCUGAUGGGGGCUGGGGAUGGGUGGUCGUUGCCUCUGCCUUCCUCGUAUCCGCCUGUGUUGAUGGUCUCGCUUUCUCGUUCGGACUCCUGCACGAAGAGUUCACAAGAUAUUUCGAAACGACACAAUCUCAAACAUCAUUAAUAGGAAGUCUAUUUAUAGCUACUCCACUGUUAGCCGGGCCAAUAGCUAGCGCUAUAGUAGACAGAUUCGGGUGCAGAGUGAUGACUAUUAUUGCCGGAUUACUAUCGACGAUAGGAUUUUUGUUAGCAGCGAUUAGUAAUUCAGUGUUGGUGUUAUCUUUAACAUUUGGUCUUCUCAGUGGCCUGGCCAUGAGCAUUCUCUACGUUACAUCAGUAGUGGCUGUAGCGUUUUGGUUUGACAAAAGAAGGAACCUCGCUGUUUCACUGGCUUUGUGUGGAAUGGGUUUCGGGACGGUGAUUUAUUCGCCGCUUACUCAUUAUUUUCUCCAAGUUUACGAUUGGAGGAACACCGUAGUGCUACUUGCCGGUACAUUAUUGAAUAUGUGCGUUUGUGGGGCGCUGAUGAGAAACCCUGAGUGGUUGGAAAUUAAACAGAGAAGAGAGCGCAGGGUUGCUAAGGCGCGGUCGAAAAAGUCGUCAAGUGUCGCUUCAUUGUCGUCGAGGUCUUUCGGAGAGGAUUCGGAGUAUCUGGGAGCGGAAGAACUGAAAUCUCUGUUGCAGAGCGGCCAAAGUCCCGAAUACAUAUUGGCGACGUUAGCGACAAGUAUAGUCGAAGCUGAAAAAUUGGAAGCCACGACUAUGAUGAACGCUGAACAAACAUUCAAGAGAAAUUAUUCAGCGAUACAUUUGCCUACAUUCAUAUUGCAGAACGAAAUGGUCCCAUCAGAAGUAAUUGAAAAAUUAAUGGAAAACAAGAACCUAUACAACAUUGUCUUACAAAAUUACCCAGAUUCUAUAACACGAAGGAAAUCCGAGCUCAAUGUUAAUGUAGAAACUCCAUCUACGAACAUUGUUACAGAACCAGCGAAACAACACGUUGAGAUAAAAGUUAAAAAACCUAAACAUACACAAACAGAAAACGAGAAGCUUGAAGAAAAGAAAACUGUAGAAAGAAAGAAAAGUGUCGAAGUUAAAACAAAAAUUCAGGGAACAGAUGACAAUGCCAAAAAUAAAACUAAUAAAGAUGCGAAGUUACACGCGCAGCCUAGUUGGCUAUGGCAAAUCUCGACCGAUCAUCAGUACCUGCGAGACAUGCCUUUGUAUAGAAAAAAAAUUAUGCACCGCGGAGCCAUGCUGAGUAUUCCUAGAUACAGACUGAGAGCGUCCUCUUUACCGGACAUGUACAGGAACUCCAUGUGGUCUUUUGAAUCUGACUCGGAUGAUGAAAUGGAAUGGUACCACCGAUUUUGGCAAUCGACCAAAAACAUGUUCGACUUCAGAAUGCUGAUGGAGCUACAUUUCUUCUUGUUAAAUUUGUCGUCAAUGAUACUGUCCGUGUGGUUCAUCGUGCCGUACUUCUUCCUCAACUCUUACAUGAAAGAUUAUAACGUCGAAGGCGGCGCUACUAUGAUCAGUAUCAUUGGAGUCGCCAGCAGCAUUGGAAUCUCUUUGGGGUCACCUUCGCCAGCACGUAUUCGUACACUCCAGCCAUUCUAAUGGAGCUGCUGCCGGUCGAGAACUUUACUGUGGGGUACGGCCUCAUCCUGCUCAACGAAGGGAUCGGUCACCUUAUAGGACCACCGAUCGGAGGUAAAUCUGUUUUUGCUUGUGUAAACUAUUACAUUGAUAAUGAUAAAAUUUCUCCUUCUGAAUUUCGAUAGAAAGGAUAAGAAAAUUGGCAUAGUCGAAUCAUUCGAUACAAAUGCGUAUGUAAUUGCUAUAUCACGUCUAUACGAAUCCAUCGAAUCCACUAACUAGCAUUAGAUACCUUCAGCUUUAGCACUGGGUGUAGCUCUGGUCACCGUCCUCGCCGAACCUGUCGCUCGCGACGAAAGGCUCGACGAGUAAAUUAACCCAUAGACACAGCCCACUGAGUUUAUCGCUGGAUCUUUUCAGUGGGUCGCGUUUCCAAUCCGGUGGUAGAUUCUGCGAAGCACUGCCCUUAUGCAAUGUUAGCAACACUCCGGUUUGAGCCCCGUCACCUACACGUCGUUCACCUACACGUCAAGGAGAAGCUGAAAUAGCAUAGGUAUAUGCUGAUAGCCUGAGAGGAAAAAAAACAAAAGGAACUGUGUGCAGGCUAAGAGGGAGCCCGGUAACCGUACUACCGACGUGCAUCCUGACACAUACAUCAGCUCGCUGAUUUUCUCUCCGGAUCUUCUCAAUGAGGCGCGAUUCCGAUCCAGUAGUAGAUUCAUUCGUGAAGCAGCUCCUCCAUGAGUUGUUACGUAUUUUUUGGAGGCGCUCGGGCAGCUGUUGUCAAAUUCCACCCCUCCUGGCUGAGCUUGUACUCGCCCACCUGUUCUGGUGAAACUGGAAAGGCGUCAGGGCCACAGUAAUCCUUGCUUCAUAAAAAAAUAUAUAUAUUUAUGUAAUAUGUAACUAUUUUCUUCGGUAAACAUAUUUGACGACUUGAUCUUACUAUGUAUAUGUUAAGCCUAUGUUAAGAAAACCUAAUAUAAUAAUGAAAUUAACGCUUGUUUAUGUCUGUACGUCGUUUAUAAUGAAGGCAGGCAGAUCAGGGAACGAAAAGUCUGCACGUGUGCACGUGGACCCACUUCGAUAAUACCGCGGACAUGAACAUUGGUCAAUGGUAAAACAUUGUUAUUGUAGGGCUCCUCUACGACUUGACCGGAACCUGGGAUCUGACGUUCUACAUGGGCGGUCUGUGGAUAGUCAUCUCGGGGCUGUGCGUGGGGCUCGUGGACUUCACCAGAAACCGGCAGAUGUGCGGAAGCGCUCCGCUACUGAAGGAGGCUGCCGCUUCGGACGGAGACGACAGCUCCGAAGAGUGACGAGGAAAUCCCGAGCCUAAUCUUGCUUCAUUAAAAAAAACGAUACGAAUUGAUUUUAGGUCGUUUUCAGUAACUUAAUUAGCGAAUAACUUAAUAUAGUGAAAUUAAAUUGUAAUAAUUCAUAGA